AAAGCGACUCUGUGCAACUAUGGCGCUUCUGGGGAAGUCCUUGCUGAGGUCCAAAUUCGGAUCUUAUGUUUGCAAAGCCCGGGAGUUAAUAGUUAACCAGCGCAGAUGCAUCGUGUCUUGUGUUGAUCCUUCCCUGGGAUUGACGGAGGAACAGAAGGAAUUUCAAAAAGUGGCAUUUGAUUUUGCUUCAAAUGAAAUGGCCCCACACAUGGCAGAGUGGGAUCAGAAAGAAAUCUUCCCAGUUGACACUAUGAGAAAAGCGGCCCAGCUGGGUUUUGGAGGCAUCUAUGUAAAGCCUGAUGUUGGAGGCUCUGGUUUGUCUCGACUUGACACCUCCAUUAUUUUUGAGGCCCUCUCCACAGGCUGUGUCAGCACAACUGCCUAUAUGAGUAUUCACAACAUGUGUGCCUGGAUGAUUGAUGCUUUUGGAAAGGAAAAACAGAGACAGACUUUCUGCCCUCCUUUGUGUAGCAUGGACAAGUUUGCUUCUUACUGUUUAACAGAACCUGGAAGUGGCAGUGAUGCAGCUUCUUUGCUAACUACUGCAAAACGUAGGGGGGAUCAUUACAUACUUAAUGGUUCUAAGGCAUUCAUCAGUGGAGGUGGUGAUACAGAUAUUUAUGUGGUGAUGUGCCGGACAGGAGAAAAAGGAGCCAAAGGGAUUUCGUGCGUAGUGGUGGAAAAAGGAACGCCAGGUCUCAGUUUUGGAAAAAAAGAAAAAAAGGUAGGGUGGAACUCACAACCCACUCGAGCUGUAAUCUUUGAAGAUUGUGCUGUGCCAGUGGCUAACAGACUUGGAGAGGAAGGCCAAGGCUUCCUAAUUGCCAUGAAGGGACUUAAUGGGGGCCGCAUAAACAUUGCCUCCUGCUCCUUGGGUGCAGCACACGCUUCUGUUCUUCUUGCAAGGGAUCAUCUUAAAGUCCGAAAGCAAUUUGGAGAACCGCUGUCCAAUAGCCAGUUCCUCCAGUUCACUUUGGCACAAAUGGCCACAAGAUUAGUGGCCUCUCGUCUAAUGGUACGUCAGGCUGCCCUAGCCCUGCAGGAAGACAGGGAGGACGCUGUUACGUUGUGUUCCAUGGCUAAGUUGUUUGCCACGGAUGAAUGUUUUGCGAUCUGUAACCAGGCCCUGCAGAUGCAUGGUGGCUAUGGAUACCUCAAGGAUUAUGCCGUUCAGCAAUUUGUUCGGGACAUUAGGGUGCAUCAGAUAUUGGAAGGAACCAAUGAAGUAAUGAGGAUGAUCAUUUCAAGGAAUUUGUUACAUGAAUGAAGCUGCAAUAAAAGAUCUCAUUGAUGGGCAUAACAUGAAUCAAAUGCUGAAUUGCAGAAUUGUUAAGUGUUUUUAUAUUUAUAUGAGUUCAAAUAUGUAAUGUUGAACAGACAUACUGUAUUUAGUAUGUACAGUUUAAUUUGUCAAGAAUUAUGUGAGCCUCCUUGUCUGAAAAGUAACAUUUAGUAAUAGAAGAGUUUAAACAAUAUUGU
Molecule: messenger RNA, 1479 nt
Organism: Polypterus senegalus (gray bichir)
Lineage: Eukaryota; Metazoa; Chordata; Cladistia; Polypteriformes; Polypteridae
Gene: acad8
Product: acyl-CoA dehydrogenase family, member 8
Exons: 11
Coding region: 20-1267 (415 amino acids)
Biological process (GO): lipid metabolic process
Molecular function (GO): flavin adenine dinucleotide binding; acyl-CoA dehydrogenase activity
Source: RefSeq, a predicted model, not a curated record